Drosophila navojoa is the source of this 2361-nucleotide messenger RNA. RefSeq names its product exocyst complex component Sec15 (gene Sec15). NCBI's taxonomy places the organism in Eukaryota, Metazoa, Arthropoda, Insecta, Diptera, Drosophilidae. The record is from RefSeq and is a predicted model, not a curated record. Gene Ontology annotation, cellular component: membrane; exocyst. Gene Ontology annotation, biological process: intracellular protein transport; exocytosis; Golgi to plasma membrane transport.
ACAAUAAACUGAAAUAAAUAAGGAAUUUUACAAAAGUGCAAUAUAUAGGUUGGCAAAGAAGUAAAUCUAAUGGCUAAAGUGACGGUACAGGACAUUGAGGCAGUUGAUGAUUAUUGGGGGCCCACAUUUCGAUCAAUACUCGAAGGGAACAAUACCAAGGCAAUCAGUGAACAGUUGGAACAACGAAUACGCAGCCACGAUAAGGAAAUCGAGCGCAUAUGCAACUUGUAUUAUCAAGGUUUUAUUGACUCCAUACAAGAGUUGCUCCAGGUUCGUACGCAGGCUAAACAGCUGCAUGAUGAGGUCCACUCACUGGAUACAUCGCUACGCACCAUAAGCGCGUCACUUAUACAGCAGGGAAACGAGCUUGUGCGAGCUCGUCAAAUCGAGUCCAAUGUGGCCAGUGCCAUUGAGGCGCUUAAGUCCUGUCUGCCCGCUUUAGAAUGCUACAUAAAGUUUACACAACAGGCCAAGAACAAGCAAUAUUAUCAGGCACUGCGCACGCUAGAGACCCUGGAAACGGAGCACCUAACGCGCCUACAGCGACACAACUAUCGUUUUGCCACACAAAUGCAAACACAGAUACCCAUCAUUAAGGAAAACAUUCGCCGCUCAUCGGCGGCAGAUUUUCGUGAAUUUUUGGAGAACAUACGCAAGUUUUCACCACGUAUUGGUGAGCUGGCCAUCACCCACACGAAGCAACUUCAAAAGCGCGAUAUUAAUGCCAUUAUUCAGGAACACAAACAACAGAAUAAUAGUGGUGGUAGUGGCGAUGAUGAUGGUGGCAAUGUAAGCGCACAAAACUUAAUCGAUUUCUCACCCAUUUAUCGCUGCCUGCACAUAUAUAUGGUGCUUGGGCAGCGUGAGUACUUCGAGAAGGACUAUCGCCAGCAAAGGCGAGAUCAAUCGAAAUUGGUUUUGCAGCCUCCACCAAAUAUGCACGAUAAUCUCGAAGCCUACAAAACAUACAUUUGCGCAAUUGUGGGCUUCUUUGUGGUCGAGGAUCAUGUGAAGAAUACAGCAGGUGAUGUGGUCACAAGUAGUUAUUUGGAAGAGCUGUGGUCCACAUCGCUGACCAAGUUCGUCAAUGAGAUCAGCAUGAGUUCCUCCUCAUGCACAGACCCAAAUAUAUUACUACGGAUCAAAAAUCUUAUUAUGCUGUCAAUUAACACCUUCAAGUGCUAUGGCUACACGGUACAAAUUUUAUGGGAACUACUACAUGAUAUGCGCGAUCAUUACAAUGAGGUGCUACUACAACGGUGGGUUCACGUUUUCCGUGAGAUUCUGGACAAAGAGCAAUUCGUACCCAUGGUUGUUCAGAACAUAGAAGAGUAUGAAUGCAUUAUUGAGCGAUUUCCAUUUCAUUCCGAGCAGUUGGAGAAUGCUCCUUUUCCAAAACAGUUUCCAUUUUCGCGCAUGGUGCCUGAGGUUUACCAUCAGGCAAAGGAGUUUAUGUAUGCUUGCAUGAAAUUCGCCGAGGAGCUGACACUGUCACCCAACGAAGUGGCCGCCAUGGUGAGAAAGGCAGCCAAUUUGCUGCUUACCCGCAGCUUUAGCGGCUGCCUUUCAGUGGUCUUUCGUCAGCCAAGCAUUACACUAAUUCAACUUAUACAAAUUAUAAUAGACACGCAGUAUUUGGACAAGGCCGGCCCUUUUCUCGAUGAAUUUGUCUGUCAUAUGACGAACACAGAGCGCAGUAUUUCGCAAACGCCUUCGGCCAUGUUUCACGUGGCCCGGCAGGAUGCCGAGAAGCAGGUGGCAGUUCGUAUAUGCUUCAAAAUCGAUGAGUUCUUCGAAUUGAGCGCCUAUGACUGGCUGCUGGUGGAGCCGCCUGGUAUAGCAUCCGCGUUCAUCACGGACAUGAUCUCCUAUUUGAGGAGCACCUUCGACAACUUCUCAUACAAGCUGCCCCAUAUCGCGCAGGCUGCCUGUCGUCGUACCUGCGAGCACAUUGCUGAUAAGAUCUAUUCGAUUUUAUUUGAUGAAGAAGUCAAACAAAUAUCUACGGGCGCACUUACACAAAUCAAUUUGGAUUUAAUGCAAUGUGAAUUUUUCGCCGCCUCAGAACCAGUGCCAGGUCUUCGGGAAGGAGAAUUGAGUAAAUAUUUCCAACGUAAUCGCCAGCUCCUCGACCUGCUUAUAUUGGAAGAAUGGAGUACGUAUUUCCAUGACUAUGGCAAGCAGGAGAAUCGUUACCACUUAGUCGAACCCCAGUCGAUAAUCACGAUACUGGAGAAAAUACGAGAAGCGGAUAAAAAGCCAAUUUUCUCGCUGGUGCGUAAAAAUGAUAAGAAGAAGCUACUUGAGACUGUUCUAAAACAGCUGAGGCAUAUAGCGGAGCGACAGACUUAAAAUGCAUUC